This is a messenger RNA of Bactrocera neohumeralis, 2488 nucleotides long. Its product is annotated as putative phosphatidate phosphatase. Gene Ontology annotation, biological process: phospholipid metabolic process; signal transduction; phospholipid dephosphorylation. The record is from RefSeq and is a predicted model, not a curated record. Bases 96 to 1112 code for a protein of 338 amino acids. Gene Ontology annotation, molecular function: phosphatidate phosphatase activity. NCBI's taxonomy places the organism in Eukaryota, Metazoa, Arthropoda, Insecta, Diptera, Tephritidae. The transcript has a single exon.
UAACAAUUAAAGCUUGCCAAAAAGCUACGCGCUACAGUGUUCACUAAAAGUCGCGGAAAAAAAGCUUAAAAAUCAAACUAGCGGAGCUACAAUACAUGACCGCCAUGAAAGACAAUAGACUCACCACCGCCGAUCGCCGGUUCCUGCGCAGCUUGCUGACCGAUCUAAUCAUCUUCAUAGUGCUCGGCAUACCGAUCCUUAUAUGCGAGUUUGUGCUUGAACCGUUUCGUCGCGGCUUCUUCUGCGACGACGAGUCGAUACGUUAUCCUUUUCGUCCAAAUACGAUAACCACUGUCAUGCUCGGUGUAAUUGUUUUGGCUGUGCCGGCGUUGAUAAUGCUUCUAGUCGAAUUAACACUCUUCUAUCGUUGCGAUCGCAUACGUGAAACGGUGCUGCUGCUCGGCUACAAAGUGCCCGCGUGGCUGGCGGAAUUCGCGCAGCAUGCGCUUUACUUUACCUUUGGUGGCUUACUCACGUUGGAGGCGACGGAGAUCGGCAAGUUCACAAUUGGACGGCUGCGUCCACAUUUCAUUAGCGUGUGUCAGCCACAGUUGAGCGACGGCAGCAAUUGCGAGUCGCCACAGAAUCUGCAUCGCUACAUUGAGAAUUAUAUUUGUGUGGGCAGCGGCUAUACGUCGGAAGACGUGUGGCAGGCGCGUCUCUCCUUCCCCAGCGGUCACUCGAGCUUGUGCUUCUUUGCGCUCACUUAUGUCGCCAUAUAUCUGCAAUACAAGAUCACCUGGCGCGGUUCGAAAUUGACGCGGCAUUUUCUGCAGUUCACACUCGUAAUGUUGGCUUGGUUCACGGCGCUGUCGCGCAUUAUGGACAAUUGGCAUCACUGGUCGGAUGUGCUGUGCGGCGGUCUCUUGGGUCUUGCAAUGGCCUUGAUUACCGCGCGUUAUAUAACAAAGGAAUUUAAGACACCGCAAGCGUGCUUGCGCGUGGAGCUGCCGCGACAGGAUACGUGCACGACAUUGAACGAGAUCGUGCCGACGCCGCCACCGUAUACGUUGGGACAUGACGUCGAUGGCAGCAUGCCGUCGCUGCAACGGGCGAGCAAUGGCAGCAACACGCAGAGCUUCAGUAAUGAGCAGUAUUGCUCGAAAGUGUGAUUUUUGGUGGAGGCAGUUGGGGAAGCGGAGUAAUUUUAUACUUGUGAUAGUUAUUAACUAAGUGGUUGAAAUAUUGUUAAGUGCUGAUAACGUAAAGUGCGAUUUAAUCAGCAAACAAUGAAUAACAACUACUUGAAAAACUGAAACCGAAUGAAGUGUGAGUGGGAACAGUUUUUAAAAUUAAGUUGUAAUAUAAGCGUUUAAUGUGUUGCAAGUCAUGCUUAGAUUAUAGCAUAUGCAAGUUGAUUAAAAGUAUGUAAAAGUGAGAACAGUUUUGAACAUGUUAUGCAACCCACACUUGCCAGCAAACAAUUGUAGCUGGAAAGCUUUAAAUGUUAGCUAUUGUGAAACGUAACUAUACUACGUAUUAAGUGGAUUUAUUGACUUCUUUCAGUAUUUUAAUAAAGUUAAGAGUAUUUAAAUGUCAUAUUGUAAGAAAGCGCCAGAGAACAUGAUUGUAACAAAGGCAAAUAAAAGUGGUAACUAUUUAAAAUCAAUCUAAAUCAGCCAAAUUAAAAGUACGGUGCAUUAAUUAAGAAUAAUUUCCAAAAAAGUUGCAUUAAGCAAACUGGGAACAGUUUAAAAUAAAUGUUUAGCACUCAAAUUGAGUUUUGUCGGGUUAGUAUGAAAAUUUUUUUAAUUAGAAGGAAAUAAGAAAACUGGGAACAGUUAAAUUUUUUGCUGAAGACAGUUAAAAUUUCAAAAGCACCAUUAAUCGAAGCACUAAUUAGUAUAAUUUUUACAAUAUCCGUACUAACCAAACUGGGAACAGUUUAAAGUAACUGAAAAUCAGUCAAAUUAAAAACUCUUCGAGUUAAUAUACAAUAACAUGAAAGAAAGCUGAAUUAAGUAAACUGAGCACAGUUUCAUUAGCACUGAGAACAGUUAAAAUUUGAUAACCAACCAUAAGCUAAGUAAAAAAUACAAAAUAAUAGAUACUAAAACCAAAGAUCUUUUAACUUUUAAGAAAAAAACUUAAAUAUUACUGCAAAAGUAAUUGUUUUUACAAAACUUUACUAAAUUCUAUCACAGCGCUUAAGAAAAAGUAUAGUACCAAAAUAAAUGUUUAUUGCAAAACGCAAAACAAAGCAGAUUUUAUUGUCAUUUAUUAUACUUAUACACAAAACCAUCGAUUUCUCAGUUUUAUUAUUAAGUUACAAUGUAUUUAAAAACGUAUACCUAAUUUCCGCCGUCUCAGUAUAAGUUCCACAUAAAUUUGCGUGUAUAUGUGCGCACGUUUAUAUGAGCCAUAGCUUUAAUUUGAUAACUUAUUAAAGUAAAUUGCAGUUCAGUUUAAAUCAGCAGUUUUGUCGUUAUUUAUAAAAUUACGUUUAAGUAAUUAUUUAAUAAUAAAGCAAAAACAAUUGAUGUUGAAA